AACAGCCAUCUACAUCUUAUUCAUGGUUUAGGGUAAAACAAAUGUCGUUCUCUAUAUUAAAAUAUGUUUAUGGAAUGAAAUAGAUAUGUAGAUAGUGAGUGGUGUAGAAAGCAAGAGGAAGUACAGAAUUCCAGUUUUAGUAGUUCAGUAUACUGCAGUGUAGGCCCAGUGUUGCUGUAGACGUUAAGAAUAGUGGAGGCCCUGCUUUCCUUGUACAGGCUUGAAUAGCAGUGUACUCUUACGUAAUACAACAGCGUUUCAUCCAGAUAGAGAAAUAAUUCUCUUAAGAAAGGAUUAGCAAAUAGAAACGUAAAGAAGAACCUUCAAUCAAUUUUUAUACAAGUUAUGAUGUGCCCACUGAUCCUGAUGAAUAAGUGCACUUGAGUGAGACUUGAUAAGUGACAAGUCACUACAAGACCUGAAUAAAAGGUUAACAGAAGAGGAGUGCCAAUGAGUCCUCGUACUCAGAUCUGUCUGUUAAUUGGAACCCCCCGUGGAUUUACUAGAUCAGUAUUAGAAGGGCUAUUAAAGCGUGGAAGCCGAGUAAUCUUGGCUUGCCCAGAUCCAAGCCUAGGACUUGCUGAACAUAAACGACUCAGUGGUCUUUAUGGACCUGCGCAGAUCAGCCUUAGUCUUGUCAAGCCCGCGCACGCGCGAUCCUUGGAGUCCAUCUUUGUUCGUGCACUUGAUACUCAUGGAGGAGUUACGUGCAUCAUCAAUUCAACAGCUGAUGACAAGCUGCAAGUUACAGAGUCGGAGCUAAGGGGGAGCAGAGAUUAUGUAGAAAAAUAUUUAAACUUUAAACAGCAAAGACAUGACGUAGAUUCCAUUAAAAGAAUUAGUCGCCUAGCAGUGAAGUACCUGGGGAAACAGAACGGGUUCCAGGGUGGUAAUCUCCUAAACCUAUCCAGCAGUACAGAACUAUUUCAUAAAACAACAAAUAUACAAUCACCGUCCAGUAAUACUCUCAAACCUAGCAGUGUGUCUAGAUGUGAGGAGGGAGCUGAAACCUGUUCAGUUCUUGGAACUACCAGAGGUCUGGGGGUUGCUAAGAAUGUUGAUGUUCAUGGAGUAAAGAUAUUUACAGUGUACCAACCGUCCAUAGAUUAUCCAGAGCUGAGUGUUGCUGCUCAAAUAACAGAUGACGAGCACUCACCAUACUAUCAGUGGAAUAGGUACAGUGCGUAUUGUAGAGAGUAUACUGGAUACAUGGCUCUACAUGUAGCUGAUACUGCAUCUCCAGGAACAGCUUGGAGAUUUAACUCAGAACUCAGAUUGGAACAGGUUCAGCCUGAAAUGCUUCCUUCUAGGUGUCGGGUAGCUAACAAGAUGUGCUACUGGCUGGGCUGUCCUCACGUUCCUGAACUGGUUGGUGAUCAAGUUGUUCAAGUAGGUCAGGGGGUUCAAGGAGAUAUCCCUGCUCAAGGAGUGUCCUUGCCUUCUCAUACAGGAUUUCCCAACCUUGCUCAACCCAUGGAACAGCUGACAGAACUAGGAGAGGAGUAACAGGAGCCAACUUUUAACAAGUUAUAUAUCGAGUGCUGCAGCUAGUCCCAAUACAAUUGAUAUAUAUUGAAGAUUAAACAACAUUGGAUAAAUUCUAACAGAAGUGUACCCAUAUUGUUCCAGGACUAACUGACCAACAUGGAGUACCAGGACGAACAGAUCCUCAUGGAGUACAAGGAAAACAAGUCUGGAGUACCGAGCCAAAAAAGGACUAUUCAAUAGUCAUGGAAUACCAGGACAAACAGACCUACAUGGCAUACCAGGACAAACAGACCUACAUGGAGUACCAAAACUAUUUUUUUCAUGACUAGAACACCUACAUCCUGCUACAGCACUUUACACUUCCAUCUAAUCAAAAUAUUGAAAUUUAAUUGUCAGCCACGUUGCCUCCAACGCCUUAUCCGAAUCCUUUUUUUGCGAUAAGUAGAAUUCUUUAACGAAAUGUGUCUAAAUUCUAUGACAAACUUAGGAUUUUUAUUCGUAACACAAGCCAACGAAUGUAAUCGUAUUAUGCCUUAUAAACAUUGUACCCGUGAACAAGCAUUAUCAUGUAAUCUAAAUUGAUUAUUUUAAAUUAUGACAGAAUUAAAAACCCGCCUAAAUGCUGACUAAGAUACAACUAUGUUAUUCUUUAGUUAUUUACUGUUAUCAUUGCUUGUUGAAGUUUAAAAUAUAUAUUUGACAGAAAUUAAA
Eurytemora carolleeae is the source of this 2199-nucleotide messenger RNA. RefSeq lists its product as uncharacterized. NCBI's taxonomy places the organism in Eukaryota, Metazoa, Arthropoda, Copepoda, Calanoida, Temoridae. The transcript is spliced from 9 exons. Bases 451 to 1506 code for a protein of 351 amino acids. The record is from RefSeq and is a predicted model, not a curated record.